This is a messenger RNA of Syngnathus typhle (broad-nosed pipefish), 1155 nucleotides long. RefSeq names its product nucleoporin 37 (gene nup37). Gene Ontology annotation, molecular function: protein binding. Lineage: Eukaryota; Metazoa; Chordata; Actinopteri; Syngnathiformes; Syngnathidae. Gene Ontology annotation, cellular component: nuclear pore outer ring. Bases 92 to 1093 code for a protein of 333 amino acids. The record is from RefSeq and is a predicted model, not a curated record. The transcript has 10 exons.
GAAGAACCCGGAAGCGCCCGGCAGCAUCCUCCAAACCGCGCUCCAUUUGACUCCACUGGAACUGAUUGUAAACACAAAGUGAUAUUCCGGGAUGAGCGUUGCCAGGCCGCUUGGCGCUGGGGACGACGCCAGCCGAGGCCCCAGCUACACGGUGCCGUGUGAUGGCUACGUCGACGUGGUGGAAUUCAGCCCCUUCGCCUCGGGCACGCCCGCCUCCCUGCUGGCUUAUGGCUGCAACCAGUGCGUGGUGGUGGGCACCUGCCUCUUCCAGGAGGAAGACAUGAGCGUGGAGGGGGUGGAGUUCAAUGUUCUCCGUGCUUUCCAUCACGAUUCACGAGUGGACGCGCUGGCUUGGAGCCCGGAGUCCCGCCUGGACCGGAUUCCCACAAUCAGAAUUUGCACGGCCGGCCCCGACAGAAAACUCCGUUUGUUGACGUCGGUCCUUCAGGAUCAACACGAGGUCAAGGUGAUGGAGGGCCACAGCAGCUACAUUAACCAUUUGGUCUUCGAGCCCAGCGAAGGGAAACAAAUCGCUUCCGUCAGCGAUGACCACACUUGCAGGGUGUGGGACCUGGACGGAAACCAAAGCGGCCUUUUCCGCCUGCGCUCUCCCGGCAUCAGCGUGUGCUGGCACCCGCAGGAAGUCUUCAAGCUGAUGGUGGCCGAGAAGAAGGGCACCGUUCGCUUCUACGACCUGCUGAGUCAGCAGGCCAUCCUGUCGCUGGACUGCGGCCAGUCGCCGCUCAGCGCCGCCGACUGGUGCCUGGCCAACACCGUCAAGGUGGGCGCGGUGGCGGGCAGCGACUGGCUCAUCUGGGACAUCACCCGCUCCAGCUACCCCCAGGAACGAAGGCCGGCGCACAGGCAGAAAGCCCAGCAGUUCAAGUGGUCACGGGCCCAAGAGAACCUUUUCGCCACCACCGGAUGUCCCGGCAAGGUCAACAGCCAGCUGCUCAUCCACCAUCUGGGCCACCCGCAGCCGGUGGCGGUGGGCUCGGUGACGGUGGGCUCGGGCCUCAGCUGGCACCGCACGCUCCCGCUGUGCGUGAUCGGCGCCGACCGCAAACUUUGCUUCUGGAUGACGGAGAUGUAAGCACGUGCUCUCUUCUUUGAUGUUGUUCUUGAAAUGGGUUCAGUAAAAUAUUUUUCUGAGUA